AUGCGAUCCUUCCUGGUCCUCAUCCUCUUGGGAGGAAUAGUCUGCAGUUUCCAUGGUGUACUUUCGGGGGAGCUCUCUGGCAUUGGUGCAAGACUUUUCUCCAUUAGUGAUGAGAGGCCUAGAGACACUGUGCGGGCUCUGCAGUUCUUUUUUGGACCAUUGGGCCUCUUAAAAGGCAUACAGGUAAAAAUGAAUGAUCAGUGGACUUCCACAUACGGAGUCUCAGUGGGCAAUGCACAAGACAUCACACUCUGGGACGGGGAAGGCAUAACAAAAGUGUCAAGCCACGGUGGGGCCUGUAUCCAUUAUUUGGAGAUCGAAACCAGCGCUGGGAGAAUUUUUAAACUCGGGAAGCCUGUCGGCAAGAAGUUUGAUGAAUCCCCCCCUCAUGGGAAUAUGGUGCUCAGUGGCAUCAAGGGUGUAUAUGAGGCUAUAUGUAUCAAAAAACUGAUAUGUAAGUGGUCAUAA
Molecule: messenger RNA, 468 nt
Organism: Vombatus ursinus (common wombat)
Lineage: Eukaryota; Metazoa; Chordata; Mammalia; Diprotodontia; Vombatidae
Gene: ZG16B
Product: zymogen granule protein 16B
Exons: 3
Coding region: 1-468 (155 amino acids)
Source: RefSeq, a predicted model, not a curated record